Molecule: messenger RNA, 3468 nt
Organism: Athalia rosae (coleseed sawfly)
Lineage: Eukaryota; Metazoa; Arthropoda; Insecta; Hymenoptera; Athaliidae
Gene: Sdc
Product: syndecan
Exons: 5
Coding region: 161-871 (236 amino acids)
Biological process (GO): cell migration
Cellular component (GO): membrane; cell surface
Source: RefSeq, a predicted model, not a curated record
CGCGCCCUCAGUGUUGUACGAUUCAUUGAUCAGUGUGGUGUGUUCGCAUUGUUGCUCUGCAGUUUUAGUGGUUUUUCGGUUGUAUUUGAUUAAGGUUUUGUUUUCUACUUAAAAGUGAGACUUUCGGGCUCUUUGGGGCCCCGACGAAGGAAUAAACAAAAUGCAGCCAAGGAUAUAUUUUGUAAUUGCAUUUGCGGGCGUUAUUUUAUCCGGAUGCAACGCUGCAGCAGAGAAAGAACAGCAGAGCAGCAAAGACAGGACGGCAGGAGGUGCGUCCUACAAUUCGUAUUUGGAGGACGACAUUUACUUGGAGGAUCAGGGGGACUUUGAAGGCUCUGGGCGUGGGGGUGGUGAAGUCCGCGACGACCUUGAGGCCUCCGGAAGCGGGCUUGGCCCUGACGACGAGGAUGGUGAAGACAGUAGAACUUUCAACAGCCCUACGAACAGAAUAGCACCUGUGCCGAAUAAGGUGGAAUCGAAAGCACCUUACACCGAGGAAACGAACAUCAAGACAAAACAGACGGUCGUUGAAACAGUUAAUAGACCGGACACCGGAGUUGAUUUGAACGAACCCAUCGGAGAAUACGAACACGAGGAGGAUACCGAAGACACCAACGAAGUGCUCAUCAUGACUCCCAAACAUGAAGACCGUGCCAGUUCUUUCUUUGCGCAACCAGGCGUCCUAGCUGCUGUUAUAGGAGGUGCAGUCGUAGGACUUCUCUGCGCAAUCUUAGUGGUGAUGUUCAUUGUGUACAGGAUGCGUAAGAAGGAUGAAGGGUCAUACGCUCUUGAUGAACCCCGUCGAUCCCCAGCAGCUCAAGCAUAUCCAAAGCCGGGAGCGCCACAUCAUAACCGAGAGUUUUAUGCUUGAAGCACCGGUUCUCUAAAAACUGAUUCAUACCCCUUACAGCCUCAAGAUAGAUACUGACUGAUCGGCGGUUGCACUUGUUGGUAUAAAAAAUAAUCUUGACUUUUAACGACAUAAAAUGGAAAUUUGGACACUUGAAUGUAUUCCAACGCUCAGGUAAACAGAGCGCUUAUGUUAGGAUGGAUAUGAACAAUUAUCAAUUCAAAUUUAUGCUUAUUUAUUUAAUCACUCCAACAAAUGGACGACGACUUUAAUAAUUACACACAUCUGUUAGUAAUUGCUGAACUUACGCAAGCGUACGAGCAGCUUUCUCUAUAUUUGCCACCAUAGUAAUCAGCCUCUGGAGAGUAUCCGACAUCAAAAUCCUGAAUUUAUUGACGUACACGAGUAUGGCUUCUGUGAAACUUGACUGUGAGUCUAUCCUCGAUGAAACGUUAGUUGUAAUAUUCAGCUCUUUAGCGUAUACAUGAAACCCAGCUAAGUAGCGUAGUCUACUUGUGUGCGACAAUAUCUAAACUUACGUCUAAUGAUUUAUACUUUUCUAUUUUAAUCGUGCAAUAAACUUAUCAUGCACCUAUCGGUUACAAAUAUUUGAGAGUAGAUCUCCAAGUUAAUUUUUUUUUUCCAUUAGAUCAUCCGUGCAUAUUGUAGAAUUAUGUUUCGUGUAGGAAUUAAUAAGAAGUAUUUGUGUUCGUCAAAAAAAGAACAAGAAAGCUCUCUGCAUUGACCGAAGAACGACUAAUAGAAAUAAUCAAAUAUUCUCGACGAGUUUAUUUCGAAAUUUUUAGACUUCAGUUUUAUUUUGUGUGUUCAAAAUUUUUUUAUUCAACUCGUAUGUACAUCGUUGUUGGUUGUCAAGAGUACUUUUAAAGAUAUUUACAAAAUUCAUAUUGCUCUUCGAAUUACACUUGUAAUAUUAAUUGCUUGGAUAAUUCCAACCAAUUCUCUUCUUUUUUUUUUUAUUUAUGUAGGCACAUGCCAUGCGUGCAGCUAUAAUAUACAUCGUAAAAUUGAAUCCAAAUGAUUAUAUUCUCAAAAUCAAGACUCGAGUAUAAUUACAAAAAUAUCUACCAAUGGCUGUAUGGACGGAAUGUGACAGUCAUCAUGACAACGUUUGGUUUUGUUACGUUUACUGCAUUUCCGCAGCUCUGAAUGAGAAAUAUCCAACCGAAUAACUUUGAUCGAUUUUUAUUAUGUUGGACGGAUAUUGGAAACGAACAAAUCAACGUAUAGGAAGUAUAUUAAUUUUUAGAUAUUAUGUUGUUUUUUUUUAUAAUUUGUACAUAGCUAAUCCAUUACAAACAUAUACAUAUACGGUAUCUAAAUCUUUUUACUAAAUGAAAAUCCAAUGUAACUGUAUAAAUCAACCGAUUACAUUCUUUGCAGGCAGCAAUAUAUUUUUCACGUUUUUGCGAUCGAUGUAUACGCGCCCUUACUGUCCACGAAUAUUCAAUUAUUCGCUGUUUAUGCAGGUAGCAUUUUUACUAACGCACCUAUUAUUUGUUUAUCUGGUCGUUACUGUGAGAUUGAAAUUUUCUUGCAAAUCAUUAGCGGUAAAAUCAUUCGAAUUUGGAGCAUAAAGUAAAUGAAAUAACUCGGAUAAAGUUGUUCAUAGUUUUGAGCUAUGGAUAGAAGAAUGUUGAAACAUUGAUCAUGUCACGAUAUCAUCUCGUUUGGUAAAUUAUUGUUGGUGUUUAUGUCGAUUCCGGAUCAGGUAUACUCAGAUUUAUAAAAACCUGUUCGACAAAGUUUUUUCUUCAUAGACAAAAACGCCCGAUGAGUUAUACGUAAAGGGAGUGAAAACGGCUCAUUGAAAUAUUGGCCAUUAGUGAAAAGUAUAAAUGUCAAAACAUAUCAAUGAUGCAGUUCAAAAGCAAAAAACACUACAUUUUAAUAUUGAUAUAAUACGUAGACUUAGGAGUAAAACGGAAUAUGAACUGAAUUAUUGAUAUAAGAUUGUGGCGUAACAGAACCAAAUGUACGAAACCCGUAUCCAGCGCACAAGCGUAGUGAAAAAAUCUGAACGAUAAAAUAGUAAUUGUGGAAAAAAAAAACACUGUAAUGACCAAUGGAAUGUAAUCUCAGUAAAACAAACAUACAAACGUUUAAUUAAUAAAUCACAUAGCUAGCGACCUAGACUAGCCGAAGAAAUGAAACUCAAAUAAUAAUAUUUGUACUUUCUGACUCCUCUGAUACAUUCACAUCUCUAUUUAAAACGGAAGGAAAUUAUAGAGUGAAAAAUAGAACCAAGGAAAUGUGUCCGACAAAGAAUAAUGCGUGCUGUCAGAAUGUUUGGAAUAUCUCAGAAUUAUUUGUGAACAUUUCUACAAGUCGGUAAGAUUCGUCAUACGGGAAUCCACCCGACAUCAUACUUUCCAUGAACUCCUGCCUAUACCCAUGGAACGUGCAUUAAAAAAAUAAAAGAUUAAAAACCGAUCUAGACAAGCUGAUAGAGCACAUAAUUCUAAGUACGGAAGAAACACACGUUGCCAUAAUUUUUAAUGAUGUCACAACACUAUAUUAUUACUCUGUAUGUAAUUAACAAUGAAAAGUAAAAAAAAGAAAAAAAGCAAAACAUAAAAUGGAAAACAGUUAUCAAA